Limanda limanda (common dab) is the source of this 2033-nucleotide messenger RNA. RefSeq names its product ABI family, member 3a (gene abi3a). The coding region runs from base 88 to 1659 and encodes 523 amino acids. Gene Ontology annotation, molecular function: SH3 domain binding. Lineage: Eukaryota; Metazoa; Chordata; Actinopteri; Pleuronectiformes; Pleuronectidae. Gene Ontology annotation, cellular component: lamellipodium. The record is from RefSeq and is a predicted model, not a curated record. The transcript is spliced from 12 exons.
AUCUGUGCGAGUAGAGACGAUCUUUGUCUGCAGGUUGAAAAGUUUUAGCAGAAUCAGAAUCAGUCAGAGGAUCAUCUGAGCGACAACAUGAAGGAUCAGAACUUUAACGACGACGUGACAAAGAUUCUGGACGAAGCUCCGAACGCCAGGAAAGCUCUGAUGGAGAAUUAUGACAAUCUCCUGAAGGUGGCGCAAUACUGUCACGACAACUACCUGGAGUCAGGUGACGGCAGCAUGGCGGCGCUGGAGGAAACCAAAACCUUCACCACCCAAUCACUGGCCAGCAUUGCCUACCAGAUCAGCACACUGGCCUGUAGCGUCCUGAGUCUGUUCGACGCUCAGACCAAUCAGCUCUGUCACAUGGAGUCAUCCAUCAACCACAUUGGUCAGACCGUCGAGAUGCACAAAGAGAAAGUUUCCAGGAGAGAAGUCGGCGUUUACACGUCGGUGAGACGCGUCCAACGCAGCCACAAGAUCCUCCCCCCGAAGCCUGUACAGCCCCGCCCACUUUACAGCCGCCAACCAAUCAACUACCAGCAGCUGGACGGCCUGGGACACAGCAUGAAGGUCUCUGGGAAGCAGGCGGACAGAACAGGAACGAUCCACAAACACGGCGCCUCCAUCAGGUCUAACAAACCUCCAGAGCCGGUGCAGUGCCCGGUGGCGCCCCCUGUCGUCAGCUCCAGUUUCGGGAAACCUGUAGCUCCGCCCGCCAUCCCCACCACCUGGACCGCUGCACCUGAGGGUGACAUCAUCACGACACUUCUGGAUGAGGCCCCGCCCCCAACUCCUCCUCCUACAACAAAUGAGGUGUUGUCUCAGGAUGUCUCGCCCCCUGCGCCUGCUUCAUCAGGGGACAUGGCGUCCCCGCCCCCUCCACCUCCUUUGCCUCCCUCUCAUUCAGAGGCUCUGACCAAUCAGAGCAGUCCAUCGCAAGGCCCGCCUCUAACCCUUGAGACAGUGGUGGAGGAGAACAGCUUCCCCCCUCCCUCCCCUCCCCCUCCUCCUUCUGACGAUGACAGCUUCCUCCUGCUAUCCAAUGACGUCUCAGAGCUGCCAACCCCGCCCCCUCCACCGGCACCUAGCCAGGAAGUAGACGUGACCCUCCCCUCCAGGAGGAGUCGCCGACGCUCGCCCCCUGCAACUCGCUCUCUCUCUCUUCGGGUCCGCUCAGGCCCCGCCUCCCGCUGCCACUACACACGCUCUCUCUUCCUACCUGCUACCCAAUCAUUGAUGAUCCCCCCUCCUCCCCCGUACCCUCCCCCCUGUCCUCCUCCCCCCUCCUCCUCCUCCCUCCCCCUGCUGCCCCGCCCCUCUUCCGCUUCCUCGCCUCGGCUCUGCUUACCUGCACGUCUCCAACACCUGGAUCUGGAGAUCCCAGCCCCCCCACCUCCUCUCCUAUUGGAUGAUGAGAGUGGCCUUGAGGACAUCAUGCCACCCCUCCCUCCACCAGUGGAUUUAGACUCUAACGCCCCCCCACAUUACCUGGAAAAAGUGGUGGUGCUGUACAGCUAUGAGGCUACGAAACCCGAUGACCUGCACCUCACUGAGGGUGAAACCAUCUACCUGACGCAUCGCCAUGACGACGGCUGGUGUGAGGGAUUCCUUAACGGAAACAAAGGCUUCUUUCCAGAGAGCUACGUUCAAUUACAUAGCUAAAUUGAAGCCCUGCCUCCUCUCGUUUGUCAUGGAGACAAAAAUCUGUGUUAGGACAUCAUGUUAAUUGUGUUAAUGCAAAAAUAUUAAUACAUAACUUGCACAUUCAGCAAUAUAUUUAGAGCCGUUUUACUGAUGAUUAUUGAAAGAAUGAAAGUUCAGGUGAAUGAUCAUAUUUAAUCUUUUAAUCAUUGAAGACUUUGUCAGUAGCAUGAAAACACAGUGAGGAAGAAGAUGGUGAGGUCAUUUAUAGAUGAAAACACUGUGUAUUAUUCAUAGUAUUUCAUUAUUUGUUAUAUGAUCAUAUGUAAAACCAUGAAAUGAAAAUGAACUGAUUCCCUGAGAUGAAUAAAAUCAUUUCAUUUCUUGUAAUGUCA